Messenger RNA from Cladocopium goreaui, 1614 nucleotides. The record is from the annotation of a GenBank genome assembly. Lineage: Eukaryota; Dinophyceae; Suessiales; Symbiodiniaceae.
AUGGGCAACAUGGCCCGCAACAUGGCCCGCAACAUGGCCCAACCCAAGACGAACGUAGAAGGCAUUGCCAAGGAGUGGGAUGACAACAAUGAGCUACGAGAUAGGCUCAGAGAGGGGGGAACUGUCUUGACGGCCAAUCCCUCUGCCCAAGAUAUCUCCACGUGUACCAGGAACAGAGGAAUCCUGGACCCUUUGCUUGCCAGAAUGUCUGUGGAUCCAAAGCGAACAGUUCCGAACAUCGACCAGUUAAAAGAUGAAAUUGAGGACCUCUUGAAAAGGAGUAAACAUGCUUUGGAUGAAGGUGGUGUUGACAUUCCCAAGACAUCUUGGGCCAUCCGCAAGUUAUGUGGAUUCAUAAAAGCGAAAGCCCGGCGCCGAGAGGUUUCAACAGAAGAAGUGGACCGGGUCAACGAGAGGGUGAAGCAGAGGCUCAGAAAAAAGGGUCGCAAGGACUGGGAAGAUUCAGUCGAUGAUGAUGAAGAUGCUUGGGACGAUUCCGAGGAUGAGGAGUCAAGAAAAGACGCAGCCAAGACUGCAGGUCCCAGCCAGCCCAAGGUUGAGAAGGUUCUCAAGCUGAUCUCCUACAAAAGCGUCAAGAGGCUACGCAAGAAAAAGGACAUGGAUCUUAAGCCCAGACCUCCUGCAACUCCCCAGCAAGCAGGAGUUGAGAAGAAACCUAAGCCCUCCAUCCCUGCAGACAACUUGGAGACCCAGCCAGUUGAUGUUACAGUGCUCACACCUCCACUGGAGCCUGCUGUUCCUCUGGAGAACUCACCUGAGAGAACUGUAUCCCAAAAACGUGAUGCAUACCAAAAGGUUUACAGGGAUGAUGAAGGUAGAACCCUCGAGUUGGGAAAGUCAGGGCCAGGAUCUGUGCCAGGGAAGGCCAUGGUCACCAAUGGCACUCCCAAGGAAACGGAGGAGAAGUUCACUGAUGAGGAGUGUGAAGAACAUGUGUCAAGGCGAGAUCAGCUAAGUUUGGCUCCGCGAGGACGGGGCAGAGGUCGUGGGAGGGGAAGAGGAGCUCCAGCGAAAGAAGGUGGGGCAGGUGAGAACAGGAAGGAGAGUAGAAAACGCAAGAAGACAAAGGAAGCUGAGACAGUAGAGUAUGAGGAGUUCUGGACGGAAGACAUGUGUCAAGAAUGGCAAAAAUGGAUUUAUGAAGGGUGCUGGUACAACGAACAUCAAGAGGAUUCUGAAAAAAUGAAUGUCCAUGAUGAGGCGUCCAAAAACUUUGAUAGGUAUGCGCACUUGGCUGGCAAGGCAGCCAUGCACCACCUAGGAGCACAUGCAGCCAGCAAAACUAGCAGUGCAAAGAAGGAUGCAGACAAGAACAGCAACUCGAACAAGGACGAAGACAACAUGGCAGGCAAGAAAGUGAAAAAGGUCAAGGGAAAACAUGAUGACCAGGCAGAGGAGAAAUCGAAAAAGCGAAAAUCUGAAACUGAAGCGCUGCCAGAGCCAUCUGAGAAACAUGUUUGCCCAACUACUGAAAAGGACCAAGUUAAGGCAAUCACGAAGUAUUUGAAAGCUAUCCAGAAAAUGGACAUCGAAAACCCCCAGAACCCCACGGAUGGAGAAAAAAAACCUUCGGGAAGGGUUGCUCCCCCCUAA